Drosophila bipectinata is the source of this 1096-nucleotide messenger RNA. RefSeq names its product Caseinolytic protease proteolytic subunit (gene ClpP). The record is from RefSeq and is a predicted model, not a curated record. Gene Ontology annotation, biological process: protein quality control for misfolded or incompletely synthesized proteins. Lineage: Eukaryota; Metazoa; Arthropoda; Insecta; Diptera; Drosophilidae. Gene Ontology annotation, cellular component: endopeptidase Clp complex. Gene Ontology annotation, molecular function: ATP-dependent peptidase activity; ATPase binding; serine-type endopeptidase activity.
AUUUAUCUGAAUUAAAGAAUAUUUCAUUGAGUUUAAGUUCAUAGACAAAGUUUUUUCAAGCCCCACAUGGUUAAUCAGUAGAACCUUCGACCUACUUGCCAUACGAUAGUCAUCAGUGUUUCUUUUCAUUUGUGUCAGAUAUGAAUAAAAGUGUGUAGUCUAAGCCUUAAAAACAGCUGUUUUGCAUAACAUUGCGGAUCCGGUUGAUUUGCGUCAAAACAAAAGCCAGGAUCAUGUUAAAAAACGCUGUUAGCCGCUUGUUGCAAAUAAAUUCAGCAAAAUGUGCCGGCCGAAAGAAUUUGGUUCGCAACAUCAACCUGAUUCCCAUGGUGGUAGAGCAAACCGGCAGAGGUGAACGGGCCUACGACAUAUUUUCCCGCCUGCUCAAGGAGCGGAUAAUAUGUCUUAUGGGCAACAUCACCGAUGACAUCAGCUCCACCGUAGUGGCCCAGCUGUUGUUCCUGCAAUCGGAGAACGUCAAUAAACCCAUUCACCUAUACAUUAACUCUCCGGGUGGCGUUGUAACGGCGGGCCUAGCGAUCUACGACACGAUGCAGUACGUCAAACCGCCCAUUGCGACGUGGUGCGUCGGACAGGCGUGCUCGAUGGGAUCGCUUUUGCUUGCGGCGGGAGCACCUGGGAUGCGAUACUCACUACCAAACGCCCGAAUAAUGAUUCACCAACCAUCUGGCGGCGCACAGGGACAAGCCACGGACAUCCUGAUCCAUGCUGAGGAAAUAAUUAAAAUUAAACGCCAGCUGACCAGCAUAUACGUAAAACAUGCCAAAAACUCAUACGAUGAGAUGUGCUCCCGAAUGGAACGCGAUCAUUUUAUGACUCCCGAGGAAGCCAAGACACUGGGAAUAAUUGAUCACGUUCUUGAACAUCCACCGGAGACUGUUUCUGAAACAGGACCGACAUCGGACGGCAGCGUGACCGGCAAAACCGUACCAGAAGAGGGCGAGAAGAAAAGAAGCAAGCAGGCUGCUUAAAAUUUGUUCACGUGUAUAAACCAAAAUUCUAUUUUCAACUUGAAACGGUUUGAAUACUUCAAUUAGCAAUAUAUCGAAUGUACCAUCUUUCAAUAACACCGAAA